Alternaria alternata is the source of this 2506-nucleotide messenger RNA. Its product is annotated as trimeric LpxA-like protein. The record is from RefSeq and is a predicted model, not a curated record. The coding region runs from base 99 to 2015 and encodes 638 amino acids. Gene Ontology annotation, molecular function: acetyltransferase activity; DNA-binding transcription factor activity, RNA polymerase II-specific; zinc ion binding. The transcript is spliced from 5 exons. Gene Ontology annotation, biological process: regulation of DNA-templated transcription. NCBI's taxonomy places the organism in Eukaryota, Fungi, Ascomycota, Dothideomycetes, Pleosporales, Pleosporaceae.
GCAAGAUUAUGGUGGCUGGACACCCUACCCACACUCCACCGUAGAUUCGACUUGAUUCCGUGAACCAUCCAUCCAGCCUCUGAUAUCCCGCCUUGGACAUGUCGACCGUACUGCAUAUGCCCGCAUUUAAUUCCGCUCCCCAUGGCCCCGCCUUCACGUCCGUCAAUGGCCGCUUGUCUCUGAGUCCACCCGACGAGCAAAAGCCAUCCGUUGUCGCUAAAUCUUCUACUUGGAGCCCUACCUCUCCAGACCCUGAGCACAACCGUCACUCUCCAGACAGCGAUUCGAGCUCGUCCACUGUUAGCAGUGGAGAUAAGUCUCCCAAUAGUUCUGACAAGACAAGGUCGUCUCCCGAGAACCCAAACAAGAGGAGGCGUUCUGGAUCCGACGAAGGCGCCUACGGUCAGCACAGCCCUGAUCAGACGACUGCCGGCCCCAGACAGCUUCCGCCUCCCUACCAGCCUCUGAACCGCAGCACGACCAUGAGCAUGGAGACCCCUCAAUUACCAAGUUUGCCUCCAUUAGGUCGUCCAGAUGCUGAACGCCGCUGGCAGACCGAGCCCCGUGAACUGCCUCAUGCGACUCAUCAUUUCCAACCCCGUGAGCCACGUCCUACAGAGCCUUCCCGCAACAAUGCUUUGUCACCCGAGUCGCGCGACAUGAUUGAAGAGACUGAAUUCACGCGUGCCGGCGUACAAGUCGAGCUCAAGAAGAGGAAACGGCAAUUUGCCAACCGCACUAAGACUGGUUGUGGAACCUGCAGAAGGAGAAAGAAGAAGUGCGAUGAGGCCAAACCAGAGUGCAAUAAUUGCACACGAGGCGGUUUCGUUUGUGAGGGCUAUGCCAACAAAGUACCUUGGCCAAAGAAUGGGCCUGCUAAACCGCCUGCCAUACUAGCCAAGGAGAAGUAUGCUGCCUAUACGUCGUGCCCAACAUGUCAAGAAAAGCACACGCCCCACUGUGGGCCACAAAGCAGUGAAACCCCUUACCCACCACCCGAAAUGCAUCCAGGCAACAGUACCGAGCGCAAGCCUUGGAAGUCAUCCUGGAGUGAUCCUGCACCUCCACCAGUCCGAGCGGCUUACCAACCGGAGGCCCCGCCGCCCCCGGCACAGUAUAUGCAACCUGCGGCAAACCACUAUGAGAGACCCUCAACCCACGAUCAUCAACCGGUAUCUCAACAGCAACAGCAGCCUCACCAUACCUCUCGUGGCUAUCACCAUGCUCCACCAAGCACAAAUCACCUCGCUAUCAACACUGCUGUCCCUGCCACCACUAUGGUCGCCAAGCCUGUCCAACAGCUACAUGUGGCACAGCAGCAUCCUCGUCCGCCGCCUCCUCCACCGCCAACAUCCUUGCCACCCACGCGAUCACCGACGCGCUUUACAGAGUCCUCCUCAAUGACGUAUAGAUCUGAGAAAGACAAGAUGCUAGCGGGGGAGCCAUUUAACCCCUUUGACAAGACCCUAAUGCACGAACGCCAUCUUAGCACGCAAGCCCAGUCCAUCUUCAACAGCAGCAAGGCAAAUCCCUCCAACGUUUUGUCGAGCACAACCGUCGACCACUUUUUCAAACAGAUUCUGAAUGCAAGUCGUCAUCGUGAAGGAAAGCAAAUUGAGAUUCACAUGGGUCCCAAUUGCCAUGUCGCUACGCCUUUUGCUUGUGACUACGGCUACCACCUUAGUAUGGGCGAAAAUGUUGUCAUUGGUGCUGAUUGCCAUCUCCACGACUCUGCAAGGAUCUCUAUCGGAAGGAACUGUAAGAUUGGAGUUCGGGUCACAAUACAGACUUUGAAAACACCCACCGAUAACAAGUCAUUGAAAGGGAGCAACGGUACCGAGAUCGCGCAAGAAGUACACAUUGGGGAAAAUGUGUACAUUGGCGAUAAUUGUGUGAUCGAGGCAGGAGUUCACAUUGGGCCCAAUACCAUAGUGCGUCCGGGUUCUGUGGUGUCUCGCUCUUUGCCCCCCAACUGCGUCGCUCAUGGAAAUCCUGCGAUCAUCCUACCUAACUGAGAUACUCAGUACAACAAUCACCUUGUGUUCUCGCAAUCUUCCAGAACAGUUCGUCAUGUACGAGAUAUUCGCGAGGUAUUUAACCUAUUUGAUAUGGGUCUUGCAUGUCACAUUACGCACCACUGUGUGGUGCAGGAGUUAACGGCGUUUCUACAACCUGGAGGAUACCCAUUGCUAUAGUUUUUUUGCUUUUGUGGGAAAGAGAGAUGCAGAUGGUAUAUAGCUGUAUGUUGAGAACGGGUGGUAUCUGACUUGUAUAGUCUCCUUGUAUCUCGGUACCCUGCCUGCUGGACAUGGCUGUGCUCUAAAAGCUCAAAAACAUAACAUCUCCUACAACACUGCUUGAAACUUUCACAAUAUCCGAGUUUGUGAUGAAGCCUACUUCAUUUAGAGGGGGGUCCGGAUACCCCACGAUGAGCUGCUAGGAUACUUUGAGCCUAGCUCGAAGCGUGACUGUGAACGCGGCUACACGUGCGGGAUGUGGUCCGUGC